This is a messenger RNA of Benincasa hispida (wax gourd), 540 nucleotides long. RefSeq names its product HVA22-like protein i. The record is from RefSeq and is a predicted model, not a curated record. Lineage: Eukaryota; Viridiplantae; Streptophyta; Magnoliopsida; Cucurbitales; Cucurbitaceae.
GUUUGUAACGAUUGAUCAAAACACACGCAAAAGAAAAAGAAAAAAAAACAUAAAAUGUUGGGUGAUUUCUUGGCUCGAUUCCUUCUGAUGAUAUUUGGGUAUGCUUAUCCUGCGUUUCAAUGCUACAAGGCGGUGGUGAAAUCCCCAAUUCAAGUCCAAGAGCUUCGAUAUUGGUGUCAAUUUUGGAUCAUUGUGGCCAUUUUAACCAUUGUUGAGAGGAUUGCUGAUGCUUUUGUGGGAUGGUUCCCCAUGUAUGGAGAAUUGAAGUUGGCUCUCUUUAUCUACUUGUGGUAUCCAAAGACUAUGGGAUCCGGGUAUGUAUUUGACACGUUGUUGAGGCCCUUAGUUGAUAAAAAUGACAAAGAUAUUGAAAAGAUGCUAAAGGACUUGAGAGUAAAGGCUUGGGAUUUGGCCAUUUUCUACUGGAACAAUUGCACUGAGUUGAGCCAAUCUGCAUUGCUUCGAGUUGUUAAUUACAUCGCUUCUCAGCGUCAAAGCAUUCCUUCUACGCCUAUACCUCCAUCAAAAAAGCAUAAGUGA